Molecule: messenger RNA, 1759 nt
Organism: Owenia fusiformis
Lineage: Eukaryota; Metazoa; Annelida; Polychaeta; Sabellida; Oweniidae
Source: the annotation of a GenBank genome assembly
GGAACACUUGAGCAUCUAUUACAAACACCACGGACUGCAUGUGCGGCUACACUCGACUUCACAAGAAUUGUAGAGGAAUAAUUAUUUGGACAGGAUCCAAGAUUAUACCUUAACCGCAACACUAUAGUUUGACAUAUUUACAAAGCUGGUCAACCAAAAGUUUAAACUCAAACGAGUCCAACAAGCGAGUAAACUAGAGAUUGUCUACAAUUCGCAUGAUGAACAGCACAUCUGGAUCAGUUGGGACAAACAAUUCUUACACAGUAAACAACUCCACAAACAUAGCAGCGGACAGAACUGUCGAACUAUGGGUUAUGUGUAGCAUAAACAUCGCCAUCAGUUUGUUUGUCAUCAUCGGAAAUAGCCUCAUUCUCUGGACGGUUUACAAAGUAGAAUCUCUUCAUACAGUUACCAGUAUGUUUAUUGCGAAUGUCUCAGUUGUAGAUCUGUUGACUGGUUUCGUUGUAAUCUCAAUGUCAGUAACCACUGAUUUUAUCAUGCCCCUGAUUAAAGACACGUAUACUCUGAACAAACAGUUCUGUAUUGCCAGAACAUUUAUGUUGGCAUUUUUGUAUGGGUUGUCGCUGUUCGGUCUGAUUGGGAUCGCGAUUGAGCGUUAUGUAGCAGUCAUAUAUCCAUUGCGAUAUAACAGCCUGCUGACAGUGAACAAGGCUAAGGUCAUGAUUGCAAGCAUAUGGCUAUAUAUUCUCACUAUUUCUGUGGUAAUGUUUAUAGAUGGAGUUAACGUGUUUCAAGCUGAACAAGAAUGUUCCAUGAACAAUACUCUCAACCGAUCAUAUUUCACGUUUAUCCAAAUAAACAUUUUAGUUCCAAUUUUAGUAAUCGUUUUUGUAUAUUCGAAGAUUACGUGGGUAGCGCUCAAGCACCGAUCCAAGAUCAUCUGCCAACUAGCCAGCGUUGACAAUGCGAGAGCCGUAGCUUACAAAAACGAGCAUUCGAUUGUUAAGGCAGCAACCAUCGUAAAUGUUGUUUUCAUCAUCAUGUAUGGGCAAUUUGUGAUCAUCUCGUCAGUGAGGUCCGAGUCGGAAUGGUACAAGACAGUAUGGGAUGUAUCAUCGGCCAUAAUUAGACUGAAUAGUGGAGUAAACCCCUGGAUCUUUGGUAUUUGUCAUAAAAAAUACAAAAAUGCAUUGCUUUUCGCCCUCAAAAUAAAACCAAAUGAAGUUUUAUCUGAAUAACAUUUAGUCAACAUUCAUCCUUCGAACGCAGGGCUAGGGCACCAGACAUCAUCCACUCUGUUAAUUCCCUUUUCAUGUUUUGUGGCAAAAGGAAGGAGCGGAAAGGACGAUGUAUGGAGCUUGCCUGGAGGGUAUUUGGUAUCAAAUUUAACGUAUUGUAGUCAUGUAAAAUGUUGGUUAAUUUUUAGCGUUAUGAAAGCUUAACGCAUUUAUCAGUCGUCGAACAUUUCAAAAUAUCAGUUUUUCAUUGUAACCAAACACCCUUCUGUAGGUUAACGGUAAUUUUUUUUUCAUAGUUUUUCAUAACUUGGCAGGUGUUUUAUAAAUAGAUACUCGACAAUUUCCUCUCAUUGACUAUCGUGUUGUGUGUAUAUUUAUGAAUAUCGACGUGUUCACAGUUCACACUGACGUAACAGCUGAAGCUAUUAAUUAAUAAUAACAUGUCGUUCUGUGAUUAAUUAUGGUCCAGAAGAAAUAUGGGGUAUUUUGAGGAUCAAUCGUUUUCUUCGGAUUACAAUGUUUUUUUUACAUUUCCAGCAUUAAUAUAGGAUGGGACCUCA